CGCCGCCCAUCGUCGUUCCCCUGUCCGCGCAGCGACCGUUGCUCUGCCCCUCCCCCCUCCCCGCCGCCCUUCCCUGGCCCCUCCUCUUGCCGCGCUCGCGCCCCUGACAGAGAGCCCGCUUCCGGCGCCUCUGUGCCUGAACCGCCUCGGCCAUGUCACGCAUCUUUGCCCAGGUGGCCGUCCAGGCCGUCACCAUCGCGCUCAAGGGCUUCGUCCAUGCCUACCGGAAUGCCACCAUGACCGGUGGUGCUGCCGCCGCCGCCGCCGCGUCGGCCGCUUCCUCCCGGCUGGAACGAAACCCCGAGGAGUCCUUCUUCGCCCCGGGCAGGAUGCCCAUCGCCCAGGCAUACCAGGUCCUUGGGAUCAAUGCGUCCAUCCCGAUCGAGGAGUUCCGUCAAAGAUACACGGAGCUCUACAUCGCCAACUCCCCGGCCCUCGGCGGGAGUCCCUUCAUGCACCGGAUGAUCCAGGAGGCCAAGGAUCGCGUGGAGCUGGAGUGGGAAUUCCGCAUGGACCCGCGCCACGACUUCUGCCCGAUCCCCGCGCCGGAGGUCUACGGCAGCGAUGACGAAGACAACGAGGAGGGCAUCAGCGACUUCGAGAGCGACGUCGAGGAGUACGACCCCAACUUCAAGGUGGCCCCGGAUCCGAAUGAUCCGGAGAGCGCCGCGGAGGCUGGCGCGGCCGGGGCCGGCGCCGGCGCCGCCGCUGCUGCUGGCACCGCUGCCGGCGCCGCCGCCGCCACCGCCGCCGGCACCGCUCGCGACGAGAAGAAGCCCGGCUCCGAGGACUCGAAGACGGCCGGCCCCGACGCCGAGGCCGAGGCCGAGGCCCAGAAGCGCUUCGACCAGAAGAAGAAGAAGAAGAAGAGCCGCAUCGGGUUUGACCUGCCCAACUUCAUGGAAAACCGGACCGGCUACGUGCAGCAGGGCAUGGACACCAUGCACAAGUCCUUCGACCGGAUGGUCCCCCACAAGGAGGCCCCCCUGGACCUGACCCUGCCAUGGGUGCACCUGACCCCGGAGUAUGAGGAGCUGCGGCAGCGGCGCGCCGAGGCCCGGGAGGACCUGGCGCCGAUGUCGCGCUUCCAGCCGGAGGGCGGCCUGGACAGUGUGGAGGAGCCCUCGGUCACGGCGGAGCUCCUGGUCAAUGAGCUGUCCUGCGACAAGCUGGCCACCGACAUGGGCAUCGACCUGGAGAACCCGGAGCAGUCGCCGGUGCUGGUGGCCCGGCUGCGCCAGAGCAUGGAUCUCUUUGUGCCGGAGGACCAGCUCGAUGACACGCCCAUCGAUGAGGCGCUGCUGGAUUCGCCGGAGUUCCUGCACGCCGCCGCCCAGGCCGACUUGACCCCCCUGCUGGAUCUCCUGUCGGAGGAGGAGCGCCAGGCCAUGGCCGGCAAGUCCCCGGUCGAGAUGCUGCGGGCCUUCCUGGCGGAUCCGGCCGUGCGGGCCGGCCUGCUCGGGACGAGCACCGACGACGCGACCGCCGCCGCCGUGGCCGCCGUGGCCGCUUCCGCCGCCGCCGCCGCCACCGCCGCCACCCCCUCCAAGGAUGCCCCGGCCACGGACGCCGGCAAGCCGGGCCCCGAGCCGGGCCCCGGGCAGGAUAUGCAAAAGUCCGGCGCUGGCCGCCGCCGGCGCAUGGGCUCCGCCUCCAGCACCCCCAAGCGCCAGGCCACGAAGCUGAUGGAGCCGAGCGAGGUGCUGGCCGAGACCGACCGGUACUUCGAGUCCCUCGACCGGCUCCGGGCCAAGACCCAGGUCGAGCGGUCCGAGGCCACCAAGCAGGCCUUCCGCGAGGCGGCCGCCUCGAAGCUGGACGGCUUCGAUGUGGUGUCGGCCACGGCGGCCGAGCGUGACGACGCGCCGGCCAGCCGGACCGGCCGCGGUGCCAGCUUCCGCCGGCAGGAGGUCCUGGCCCGGAAGCUGGUGGCCACCUUUGAGGAGCAUGGCCUGCGGCGGAUUUCCCUCAACGGAGCGUAUGUCCUGGCGCAGGCGUGCGAAAUGUACUACCGGCAGAAGCACGGCUCCCGCCGGGGCAUGCUCGGCGCCCGGGGCCAAAAGCACACCUCCAUGCCGCUGGCCUUCAUGCCGCCCGGCAUGGAAGCCCUGCCGGGGCUGGUGGCCAAUCUCCUGACCGACGAGCAUGUGACCAUGUUCGGGACCUCCUUCAACAUGGGCACCCUCGGGCAGGACGAUCGCAACAUCACGCAGGGGGUCUUCCGGCCGCGCGAGGUGGACUACCUGUCCAGGAGCACGGACAUCGCCAAUUGGCAGCCCUGCCGCUACCCGGGCGAGGACACCGAGUAUGCGGUCAUGACGUUGCACUAUGUGCGCGAGUAUUUGUCCCUGGUGAAGCCGUACCUGGACCUGGCGGCUCGGCCGCCGGCCAGCGAGGACCAGCUCCACCGGAUCCUGCACGAGCUGGAGCUCCUGCAGCUGCGCAUGAUCAACCGCUACCAGACCAGCCCGUCGAUGAUCGGGCCGCUGACCCCGGGCCAGGCCAAGUCCCUGGGGCGUUUGGUGGACCAGCUGCCGGAGCUGCUGGGCAUGCAUCCUCGUGGCCUGACCGUGCUCAAGUCGCUGAAUUUGGCUCCCCGGGCGCCGAUCGGCCUGUCCAUGCGCAUCCUCCGGGCCUACAUGCGCACGGUCAACCGCUACCAGCGGAUGUUCGCCAAUGCGGAGUUCAUGCCGCUCAUCUUCUCGCACAUCCCCCCGAAGGACCUGGAAUCGGCCAUGCGUGCCCUGGCCCGGACCCACCAUUGGGUGUACCCGGAGGACACGCCCCUGUCCGUCGGCCUGAUGCGGCACAUUGCCGAGCAGUGCGAUGAGCUGGUCGAGAAGGCCCCGCGCCCCUUCGAGUAUGGCCCGUCGGAGGAGAGCCUGGCGGAAAUGUUCCCGCCCGAUGUGGACCGCAUGAUGUUCGAGUUCAUCCGGCCGCUCGAGUGGCGUGGGGAGUUCACGCGUACCGACUCGCUGCGGCUCCACAGCCGGGCCCUGUGUCGGGUGGACUUCGAGCAGGUGGAGGCCCUGGUCGACCAGCUGGCCCUGCUGAGCUCGCACCUGGCCGUCGAGCCGCCGGCCGAUCAGUAUGUGGAGCGUGUCAUUUCCCGCUUCGAGGCCAUGGCGGCCGAUGCCCGCGGCGGGGACUUCGCCUGGAAGGUUCGCCUGGAUGAGGAGGGCCUCCCGGAGGACCCGGAGUGGGAGGCCCUGCUGGGUGACGAUGAGAUCCUCAAGGUGCCGAUCUUCGACGACCUGCCCAUCCUCACGGAGGAGGACCUCUUCGAGUCGGAGCCCUUCCAGUCCGGCGAGGAGCUCACCCCGGAGGAGAUCCGCGACAUGCCGGAGGCCUUCCGCCCGAAGCCCAAGCCCAAGAAGGCCGAGGACGGGGCCAUCUUCAUGUUCUAA
Molecule: messenger RNA, 3407 nt
Organism: Fonticula alba
Lineage: Eukaryota; Rotosphaerida; Fonticulaceae
Exons: 4
Coding region: 153-3407 (1084 amino acids)
Source: RefSeq, a predicted model, not a curated record